CUUUUAUUUUUUGCUUCUCUUAACAUUAUGGGUGUCACUACCUAUACUCAUGAGGCAUCAACCACAUUUGCCCCAACUAGGUUAUUCAAAGCUUUGGUUCUUGACGUAGACAACCUUAUUCCCACGUUGUUGCCACAAAUUGUUAACAACAUUGAGACUGUUGAAGGUGAUGGUGGUGUUGGAAGCAUCAAGAGGAUGAACUUUGUCGAAGAUGGUCCAAUAAAGUAUUUGAAGCACAAGCUUCAUGUGAUUGACGAUAAGAACUUGGUAACCAAAUAUUCACUAAUCGAAGGAGAUGUUCUAGGAGACAAAUUGGAAUCCAUUACCUAUGAUGUCAAAUUCGAAACUUCUGCAAAUGGAGGUUGUAUUUGCAAGACAUCGACUGAGUACCACACAAAGGGUGAUUAUGUAUUUAAGGAAGAAGAACACAAUGAAGGCAAAGAUAAAGCCAUGGAACUUUUCAAGGCUGUUGAAGACUACCUUCUUGCCAAUCCUACCGUCUAUGCCUAAAUGGUGUCCGAGUCAGUUUGCGUCCAGCUCGGUUAAUUUCACGAGAUACAUAAUUAUACCAUCAUAAUGUUUUG
This is a messenger RNA of Nicotiana tabacum (common tobacco), 584 nucleotides long. RefSeq names its product pathogenesis-related protein STH-2-like. The record is from RefSeq and is a predicted model, not a curated record. Lineage: Eukaryota; Viridiplantae; Streptophyta; Magnoliopsida; Solanales; Solanaceae. Gene Ontology annotation, molecular function: abscisic acid binding; protein phosphatase inhibitor activity; signaling receptor activity. Gene Ontology annotation, cellular component: nucleus; cytoplasm. Gene Ontology annotation, biological process: abscisic acid-activated signaling pathway; defense response.